AUGUGGCCACUACCCCCGAGCUUCAGGCUGCUGCGGACGCCACCUUCCUCCACAACCGCCGUGAACCGCAAAGCCGACCAUGACGUUGCUGUGCUCAACCACGAAUUUGCAUCAUCGGAGCGUACCACCCGCCUAGAGCUGAUUGCGGAGUACAACACCUCCAUGGCGACUUACAUCCCCAACAGCAUCGCCUGGGCCGCUGCCGACAACCGCGCCUGCACCAUCCUCCUCGGUGCGCUCCCCGACGCCCUCAUGCGCCGCUUCCAAGCUCGUGAGAUGCAAGCUUACCUGAUUUGGACCGAGCUCCGGUCUAUGUUCGAGCGCCGCAACAUCAGCUAUGUCGCCGUUCCCUUCCAGGAGUACUUCUCCAUUACCCUCGCCACCUGCGACGGCGCAGUCGACUGUGUGGGGCACAUGCAGGAGGUAGCCGAUCGCCUUGCCACUCGCCAGGCUGCCCUUUCUGAGCCCCUGCAGAUUCAUCGUCUGCUCUUCAACCUCACGCCGGACUACGAGUCCCGCCUGCACGCCUUCACCAGGGCAAACCCCUUGGCUGGCCUCACCGAGGUGACUCAGUGGAUCAUUGACACGGAGGUCAAGCUCCGCACCCCCAUUGUCAACCUCACCACCACUCAUCCCUCAUCCACCUCCCUCAAUGCCAUGCAGCCGUGCAACCAGGGUGGUCGCAACGGCGGCGGAGGGGGUCGUGGAGGGGGCGGAGGUGGUGGUGGUGGUCGGGGUGGUGGCGGUGGUGGCCGUGGUGGCCGCGGUGGUGGUGGUGGUGGUGGUGGUGGUGGUGGUGGUGGUGGUGGUGGUGGUGGUGGUGGUGGUGGUGGUGGUGGUGGUGGUGGUGGUGGUGGUGGUGGUGGUGGUGGUGGUGGUGGUGGUGGUCCUGGUGGUACCACUCUUGGAGGUUCCUCUGGUGCCGGUGGAGCUCUGCAGCAGUUUCAGCAGCACCAGCAGCAGUAG
Molecule: messenger RNA, 966 nt
Organism: Closterium sp. Naga37s-1
Lineage: Eukaryota; Viridiplantae; Streptophyta; Zygnematophyceae; Desmidiales; Closteriaceae
Source: the annotation of a GenBank genome assembly